CAUCUUUGACGUGUAACUAGUGGCAGAGCGCGAAUACAAAAUUAGACACUACUGUGGUCGUAAACAGUGUCAUUGUUGGUUAUCACUCUAGAGAUGUGCGAUAACCUCUUACGUAAACGGCGAAGAUAACGUUUAAAGCCGUCGAACUUAUAGUUGCGAUGGCGAAUCCAGAAAUUGUGAUUGUAGGUUCUUGUAUGAUAGAUCUUUGCUGUUACGUGUCACGCUUACCAAGAUCGAGCGAGACACUGGAAGGUUACAAGUUUAAGAAAGGUUUUGGAGGAAAAGGUGCAAAUCAGUGUGUAUCGGCCGCUAGAUUGGGAGCUCGAACAGGACUAGUAGCUCGCUUGGGUGAUGAUGUGUUCGCAAAGGAGUACCUCGAGGAGCUACAGAAUGGUGGGAUUAAUACAAAGCAUGUCACAGUUACGAAAGGUGUCUCCAGUGGAAUGGCCCAGAUAACAGUGGCUGAUAGUGGGGAAAACCAGAUAGUGAUUGUACCUGGAGCUAAUACAUAUCUUGAUGAAAAAGACGUAAAUAACGCCAAGGAAAUGAUUAUAAAUGCUAAGAUUGUCCUUUUCCAAAUGGAGACACCUCUAACGACUACAAUGCAUACUCUUCAGCUCUUGCAAGGAAAUAAGGGGGAAAACCAGAUAGUGAUUGUACCUGGAGCUAAUACAUAUCUUGAUGAAAAAGACGUAAAUAACGCCAAGGAAAUGAUUAUAAAUGCUAAGAUUGUCCUUUUCCAAAUGGAGACACCUCUAACGACUACAAUGCAUACUCUUCAGCUCUUGCAAGGAAAUAAGGGAAUUUCCAUCCUGAAUGUAGCACCAGCCAGUUCCAGCCUUCCUCCAGAGAUUUACGACCUUGUUGACAUAUUGUGUGUCAAUGAAGUUGAGGCUGAAACAAUAUCAGGCCAUUCUGCAUCAUCCGUCAGUGAAGCAAUUCUGGUAGCAAAAGAUCUGCAACAGAGGUCCAAAUCUGGUCGAUGUUCCAUCGUCCUGACACUGGGUGAAUUUGGAGCAGUAGUCGCAGAAGCUGGAGGAAAGGAUGCAAUCCAUAUACCAGUUCCACAGCAUAAGAGUACUUUUGGUGCUGCACCAGUUGUUGAUUCAACAGGUGCCGGAGAUUCAUUCUUGGGUGCACUGGCAUUCUUCCUCGCACGCUGCCCAAAGUUGUUGUUAACUGAGAUGGUCAGCAGGGCAUGUGCUGUGGCAUCCAUCAGUGUACGAGCAGAAGGAACACAGACUAGUUUCCCUUAUGCACAUCAACUACCACCUGAAAUAUUAAUGAAUUGCUGAUAUUGUACAUAAUAUUUGUGAACUGGGUGCAUUAUUUCAUUACACUGCUUUUGGAAGAC
Schistocerca serialis cubense is the source of this 1354-nucleotide messenger RNA. Its product is annotated as ribokinase-like. Gene Ontology annotation, biological process: D-ribose metabolic process. The coding region runs from base 159 to 1295 and encodes 378 amino acids. The record is from RefSeq and is a predicted model, not a curated record. The transcript has 8 exons. Gene Ontology annotation, molecular function: ribokinase activity. Lineage: Eukaryota; Metazoa; Arthropoda; Insecta; Orthoptera; Acrididae.